UAAACACGACUUACGAGGGUUAUAGCGUGAUACUUUGAUUGGACCGGGGUUAUCGUAUUCUCGUACGACGAAAGGGGGGAAAAUGGAACGCAUAUAAAAGGAAUAUCAGUAGUGUUGUGUGAUUGUUAUAUCUGACGGUAGUGAUACUGAUUUCUGACUUUGUAUACUACAAGAAUGGACACAAUGACCAGAGCUAUUAUAUUAGCAGCUGUACUGUGUAGCGCUACAGCUGAUGUAAUUACAUUCAAAGACUGCGGAUCUGUAACCGGAACCGUAAACCAGGUCGAAUUCACUCCGUGUCCUUCAGAACCCUGUCAAGUAAAGAAGGGAGACAACGCUACUCUAAAAGUAGAAUUGACACCAAAGGUGGACUCGACGAAAUAUACAUCUGUGCUUCACGGAAUCAUCGGAGGGGUACCUGUACCAUUUCCGCUUCAGAAUGGACUCGUAUCCGGUCCAAUAUCUAUAAACACUAAAAUAACCUACUCAAAUUUUCUGAUGGUUCUGCCUUCUUAUCCAAAGGUCUCGCUCCUCGCCAAACUUGAAAUCCGAGACGACAAUGACAAAGACCUCGUGUGUUUUGUUUGGCCUAUCCAGAUUGUGGAUUAGUGAUUUUUGCGGAUUAGUGGUUUCUGUGGAUUAGAGGUUUGACUACGCAAUGCAUUGCUCAUACUGUGUACUGCUGAUUUGAAUGCUGAUGAACCAAUAUGUUGUCCCGCUGGAUCUAGGGACUGAAGGUUCUGGUUUGCUUCUAAAAUGCACUUCACAUUGUACAUUCUAAAAGAAAUAAAUCAUCUUUGUUAUUUAUUUGCA
Messenger RNA from Ostrea edulis (European flat oyster), 813 nucleotides. Its product is annotated as NPC intracellular cholesterol transporter 2-like. The transcript has 4 exons. NCBI's taxonomy places the organism in Eukaryota, Metazoa, Mollusca, Bivalvia, Ostreida, Ostreidae. Gene Ontology annotation, biological process: intracellular cholesterol transport. The coding region runs from base 175 to 609 and encodes 144 amino acids. Gene Ontology annotation, molecular function: sterol binding. The record is from RefSeq and is a predicted model, not a curated record.